Molecule: messenger RNA, 2379 nt
Organism: Lentinula edodes (shiitake mushroom)
Lineage: Eukaryota; Fungi; Basidiomycota; Agaricomycetes; Agaricales; Omphalotaceae
Product: P-loop containing nucleoside triphosphate hydrolase protein
Exons: 8
Coding region: 1-2379 (792 amino acids)
Molecular function (GO): ATP binding; nucleic acid binding; RNA helicase activity
Source: RefSeq, a predicted model, not a curated record
AUGUCGGGCUAUGUUAUGACCAUAGACUCUGACGCAGAGGAAACUCCUUUGGAAACACAUUCCCUAAAGGAAAUCAAAGACGAGGCAUUGAAUCCCGACUUUACUUUUGAUUUAUCUGGAGACCCAUAUUCCGACCUACUAGAAGAGCGAAGAAAUGGGCCAGAUAUCUUGAGGGGAACUAGACCGGAACCCAUUUCUGUUGACGAUAUCAUUGCGCGUCGCAAAGUUGCAAAACGCAAACGAGAGCAUGAAAGCGAUGAGGAAGAUGAGGAAGAUUCUGCUGAGGAAGAAGACGGGGAUGGAGAAGAUUCUGAUGGCUUUGACGGUAUUCACGAAGAUGUUUCCGACGAAGAGGAUGACCCUUUGGCCACUUCCGAUGAGGGAGAAGAUGAGGAUAGCGGAGAGGAAAACGCCUUGGGACCAGAUGAAGCAGACCUUUCAGACGCCGAGUCUUCUUCUUCGGAUGAUUCUGAACCAGAAACACAAGCGGAAAAGGAACGUAAAGCAGCAUACUUUGAUUCCGAAGUCGGUCCUUCCGACGCUCACGAAUCUUUCCUCACUAUGAACAUCUCCCGGCCAAUCAUUAAGUCUCUUACCACCUUAGGCUUCCAUCAUCCUACGCCUAUACAGGCCGCCACAAUACCAGUUGCUCUUCUUGGCAAGGAUAUCGUUGGUGGUGCACAGACUGGUUCCGGUAAAACCGCCGCCUUCAUAAUACCCAUGCUAGAGCGUCUAUUGUAUCGUGAAAAAGGAAAGAAGGCAGCAGCGACGCGAUGUCUAAUCCUCGUUCCCACUCGAGAACUUGCUGUACAAUGUUACGACGUUGGGAUCAAGCUAGGAACACACACAGAUAUAACGUUCUGCGUCGUUGUCGGUGGUAUGUCCAUCAAGUCGCAGGAGGCAUCUCUCAGGAAUAGACCAGAUAUCGUCAUUGCCACACCGGGUCGUCUUAUAGACCACAUUCAUAACUCUCCGUCAUUUACUCUAGACUCCCUCGACAUCCUCGUCCUGGAUGAGGCUGAUAGAAUGCUUUCCGAUGGAUUUGCAGACGAACUGGCUGAAAUAGUAAAAGUUUGUCCCAGGUCUCGCCAGACUAUGCUGUUUUCGGCCACAAUGACUGAUUCUGUGGAUGAGCUUGUAAAAAUGUCGUUGAACAAACCUGUUCGCCUCUUUGUGGAUCCAAAGCAGAGUGUCGCUAGAAAUUUGACGCAAGAGUUUGUCCGUGUACGUGCAGCGAAGGAGUCUGAGCGCUCUGCCAUGCUAGUAACACUAUGCAAACGGACGUUCAAAAGUAAUGUUAUCGUCUUUCUUCGUAGCAAGAAACUCGCGCAUCAAAUUCGAAUAGCAUUCUCGAUACUGGGAAUGAAAUGUGAUGAACUUCAUGGUGAUCUUACACAAGAGCAGCGUCUGAAGGCUUUGCAACAAUUUCGAGAUGGUCAAGUUGACUACCUGAUGGCUACUGAUCUGGCUGCCCGUGGUCUUGAUAUAAAGGGCGUAGAAACGGUCAUCAACUACGAUAUGCCUGGUCAAGUUGAGCAGUAUUUACAUAGGGUUGGUAGAACUGCUCGAGCUGGGAACAAAGGACGGUCUGUAACCCUGGUCGGAGAGGCAGACCGGAAGAUGCUGAAGGCGGCUAUAAAGCAUGGGUCAGACAAAGACAAAAUUCGUCACCGAAUUGUACCCCAGGACGCAGUCAACAAAUGGGCCGAGAAACUCGAGAGUCUCAAGGAAGAAAUUUCAGAAAUCUUGCGCGAAGAGAAGGAAGAAAAACAGCUUCGACAAGCGGAAAUGGAGCUGAAGAAAGGUCAAAACAUCAUUGAACAUGAAGCCGAGAUUUUCUCGAGGCCCGCGCGAACGUGGUUUCAGACGGAGAAGGAGAAGAAAAACGCCGAAGCCAUCAGCAAAGCCCAAUACGAAGCAGGCCAAAAGAUAUCGUCAGGGAAAGGAAAACAAAAAGCGUCUGCUGAAGAGGCCAAACUACAGCCCAAGCGAGAUAAGUUUUCUGGUCUUUCCCGGAAAGCAAAGAGGCGGAAGAUGGCGAGGGAAGAAGACGAAGAAAUGGGAAACGAAGGCGCUAUAAAAUCGGCCAUCCGAUCUGCUAAGAAGGGCAUACGACCUUCUAAAAUUGGAGAGCCCGAACGACGUCCCGUGAAGACUUCGAAAACAAAAGAGAAGAAAAAGAUCCGAAGAAAACUAACUUUGGGUAAAGGGGGGGCUUUCGAACGAGAUCUUGGACAAAGUCGACAUGAGGGCGCACGAGCGAAAAAAGGGGAUAUCAUUGGGGCAUGGGCAAAAAGAAGGGGUCGAAACGGAAGGCCAAAUAAACAUGCUGCAUCCACAUUGCAAUCUUGUAUCUAUGUCCUAGGAGCAUUACCCUGA